AGCAGGCGACUGUGAAAACCACUUAGCUGUAGACUCCUGAGCAGCAGUUCACCCUCCUGGGAGCAGCUCUAACUCAAGUCUUUUCCACCAUGAGCUUCAGACCUGACGCCACCUCCUCAUAUACCGCGCCCAGCCCACUUCCUGUCCUACAGGUGUUGCUACUGAUGUCACUGCUUCUGACGAUGCUGGUUCCCUCCACCACUGGAAAACUUAGCGGUAGGGAGAGAUUGCUACAUAUUGAACUUCGCUGCUUGUGUAUGAAGACCACCUCUGGCAUUCAUCCCAGUAACAUCCAAAGUUUGGAGGUCAACAGGGCAGGACCCCACUGCGCCAAAGUCGAAGUAAUAGCCACGCUGAAGAAUGGGAAGAAAACCUGCCUGGAUCCGGAAGCCCCCAGAAUCAAGAAAAUAGUCCAGAAAAUAUUGGAAGAUGGUGGGUCAGCUGCUUAAUCUUUUUCAUUUUCUGUCAAACCUUUUUAUCUCCCAAGAAGAACAGAAGUUGAAAUCUUGGCUUUCUAGAGUUCUUAUUUAUCCAGGAUACCUAGUCAUACUGUAUUAAACUUUGGAUAUGUUUUCCAUUCUGUCUCAAAAAGUCACAAUUUGCUCUGAGAUGGCUGGUUAAUAGAUGACAGGGAGAAGAUAAAAGUAAGCAUGGCUGUAAGACAGUCUCAAGGAUGUAUUGUAUAACAGGAGGAAUAUAACCAAUAUUUUGUAAUAACUGUAAAUGGAAAGUAACCUUUUAAAAUAGUGUAAACAUUUUAAAAAUUAAUAAAAAAAAAAGAAAGUAACCAAGGCUUGUUUCAAAAUACAAUAUAUGAUUUACUCCCUUACUCUUGGCUAAAUGUGGUAAUGUGUUUAGCAUUUCUUUCUUUAAAAGUUUCUUUCCAAAUACAUUUGUCUUAACUUAUUGUGCUCCACUAUACUGAUAGACUAGACAUGACCACGAGGAUUCCAUAAUGGUCAGUGAUAUCAGAAACCAUACAGAGCCCAGCAUGGAGCACUUGCUCAAUAAAUGUUUAUUAAUACAUUUAGGGACUUAAUAGAUUUUUCACUGUGUUAGUCCUAGGAUGUCUUGUUUCAAAACAUCACCUGAAAGAUUUUUCCUGUGUUUACU
This is a messenger RNA of Dama dama (fallow deer), 1113 nucleotides long. Its product is annotated as platelet basic protein-like. NCBI's taxonomy places the organism in Eukaryota, Metazoa, Chordata, Mammalia, Artiodactyla, Cervidae. The transcript is spliced from 3 exons. The coding region runs from base 90 to 449 and encodes 119 amino acids. Gene Ontology annotation, molecular function: chemokine activity; CXCR chemokine receptor binding. The record is from RefSeq and is a predicted model, not a curated record. Gene Ontology annotation, cellular component: extracellular region. Gene Ontology annotation, biological process: cellular response to lipopolysaccharide; antimicrobial humoral immune response mediated by antimicrobial peptide; inflammatory response.